Peromyscus californicus insignis is the source of this 9249-nucleotide messenger RNA. It is a transcript of the gene Rnf152, whose product is annotated as ring finger protein 152. Gene Ontology annotation, molecular function: ubiquitin protein ligase activity. The transcript has 7 exons. NCBI's taxonomy places the organism in Eukaryota, Metazoa, Chordata, Mammalia, Rodentia, Cricetidae. Bases 1424 to 2035 code for a protein of 203 amino acids. Gene Ontology annotation, cellular component: lysosome; lysosomal membrane. The record is from RefSeq and is a predicted model, not a curated record. Gene Ontology annotation, biological process: protein polyubiquitination; cellular response to amino acid starvation; apoptotic process.
AUGUAUUUCUGGAGAUUAGAAGUCUAAGGUCAAGGACUCUGCGGUGUUGGUCCUUCUGGGGCUAUGAGAAGGCUGUGUUCCAGUUCCCUCUCCUUGGCUUGCAGAUGUCUGUCUACUCCUUGUGUCUCUACAUUAUCUUCCCUCCUUAAUCAUCUGUGUCCAGUUUUCCUUUCCUUUGCUUAAAUCAUCAAUCUGGUUCAGAAAUCCCCUCAUGACUCCAUUUGAUCUCGGCAGUAUAGAGACUAUUAUCUCUAAAUAAGUCCACAUUCUAAGGGUUUCAACAUGUGAGUUUUGAGGGACAAUAACCAGCCCAAAAGGCAGAGUAAGGACCCCUUGGCUGGGAAUUGAAUACUGAUGGCAGGUAAGAUGGUUCAGUGGGUAAAAGCACCUGUGUGGUGUUUUGAAAGAAAAUGACCCCCAAAGGGAUUGGCACUAAUAGGAGGUGUGGCUUUGUUGGGGUAGGUGUGGUCUUAUUGGAGGAAGUGUGUCUCUGUGGGGCGGGCUUUUAAUUCUCCUUUGCUCAAGCUGCUCCCAGUGUCACAGUCCACUUCCUGUUGCCUGCAGAUCAAGAUGCAGCAGCUCCUUCCCCAGCACCAUGCCUGCCUGCACACCACCACAUCCCACCAUGAUGAUAAUGGACUAAACCUCUGAACUAUAAAAUGUGAGCUCUCAACUACUGUUCCAGUGCCUGCCUGCCUGCCUGUCACCAUGCUCUCCACCAUGAUGGUCAUGAACUCACCCUCUGAAACUGACUGUUUUGCUGACUGCUAGAGCAGCAGGAUUGGUGUUCAAUGAAGAGCGUGUGGAUGCCGGCAGGCUGGCAGAUGAUAGGAGGAAAGACGGGGAAGACAGUAGUCACUCCACGGGAUUUAGGAUGCCAGACAAAGGCAGGGGGAGAACAAGAAGCUCACCCUCAUCAGUGGGCUGCAUUUGGCCUUCAGGAGCGAGAGCACAGAGCAGAGCUGGCCUGUUCCUCACCUGAGUUCCUCUUUCUUCCUUCUUGACUCGCUGCUGUCACCAUCCCUCCUUGUUGCAUUCGUUGCUGAUGGUAGCCACUUGCCUCCGUGACUAACAAUUCCUGGCCCUAGCUCAGUCUCCUGAGGAAGAAGGGACCUGACUCCUGAAAGUGCAAACUGUCCUCCACACCUGUACUGGGGCAGGCUGAACAAAGCUGGGUCCCAAUCGCGCUUCCUGCUUGUCAGCCUCUUGCCUCCUAAAUGCAUAUGGUUUCCACUUGAUGUCAUCACGCAGAAGGGGGUGAAAGGGACGCGUGACAGAUUCAGAAAUUAUCACAUGUAUGAACGAUAGACGCUGAGCUUGCUGCUUCCCUAGCGACCUUGAGAAGACUGACUCAGGGUGGUGACCUUUGAGAACCAGCUCUUUGACCUUCCUGUUGGCGCUGCCCUUUGGCUCUUGGUCCACGAUGGAGACACUCUCCCAGGAUUCCCUGCUGGAAUGUCAGAUCUGUUUUAAUUAUUAUAGCCCGCGACGGAGGCCCAAGUUGCUGGAUUGCAAGCACACCUGCUGUUCGGUGUGCCUCCAGCAGAUGAGGACCAGCCAGAAGGACGUAAGGUGCCCGUGGUGCCGUGGCGUCACCAAGCUGCCCCCAGGCUUCUCUGUAUCACAGCUGCCCGAUGACCCCGAGGUCCUGGCAGUCAUCGCCAUCCCGCACACUUCCGAGCACACCCCAGUCUUCAUCAAACUUCCUAGCAAUGGGUGCUACAUGCUGCCCCUGCCCAUCUCUAAGGAGCGCACUCUCCUGCCAGGAGACAUGGGCUGCCGUCUGCUGCCAGGGAACCAGCAGAAGUCCCUCACCGUGCUGACCAUCCCUGCAGAACAGCAGCCCCUGCAGGGUGGAGCUCCCCAAGAGGCCGUGGAGGAGGAGCCCGACAGACGGGGUGUGGUGAAGAGUUCCACGUGGUCUGGCGUGUGCACUGUCAUCUUGGUGGCCUGUGUUUUGGUCUUCCUCUUGGGCAUCGUGCUACACAACAUGUCCUGCAUCUCCAAGCGCUUCACUGUGAUAUCCUGUGGUUGAAGCCUGUCACAGGGAUGCCUUUUGUGGGUGCCAACUUAGGGGGUAAGCAGGUGUUGGCGAUGGGGUCCCUGUGAUGGGGGUGACACACUGACCAUUUGGUGCAAGCGCUGGCCUCCGAUUGGCCACUUGAUUCACCUGAAGACAAGAGCAGAGGGUGAGGUCUCAGCAAGCUCCCAGGAGAACUGUUUGGAGAUGGUGACAGCUGUGAAGAUGUGUGCAUGCUUCCUCAUAAUUGUGUAUUCAAUGGGCUGUAAUUUAUGAUUUUCCAAAAUCGUUUUCCCAAGUUAGGCUUUUCUACUUAGACAUGAAACUGUACACGUGGGUGCAAUGAGCUCUCUCAAUACGGUAGAUUGUAGGUUAAAACAGAUGCUGUGUGCCCAAGUAGAAUUAAACCUCAAAUCCAUGCUAAAAGAAAAAAAAACUAGUGAAGACACAGAGCUGGGGUGUGUGUGUGUGUGUGUGUGUGUGUGUGUGUGUGUGUGUGUGUGUGUGUCUGCAGCCUGGUCUUCAUGACCUUUUUAUACAUUUUGAAUGACACCCAAAUCAAAAUAAAACAGAGCUUUUGGUUGUUUGAAGAAGGUAUUUGAACAGGUGUCUCCAGUGUCUUGUGUAUUGUCGUGUUCCUUCAUUCCUCCUCAUUUGUGAUUAGAGCUUGCUACGUGUUUGUUAAGCUGGAAGCCCAGUAGGUGAGUGAUGAACUGGGAAACAAUGGGAAAUGCCUAAUUCCCCAGGAAACCUAUAUGCCAAUAUUUCUCAAGCCAUCCCACGAAAUAAGAAUUUAAAAUGUAAAUAUUGUGAAUCUGUGUGUGUACUUUGUGUGUGUAAACUGAUUUACCUCAGAUGUUUGAGUUUUUCCUGAAGAAUCCUGGGAGGAAGACUUUGCAGGCAUGCACAAGCCUCAUGUCUAAAACACUGACCUCCUCGUCAGUGCCUGGAUCUUCCCCUUCGAGAGUCCCCCACACAUCUCCUGCAAUACCCACUGGCUGCUCUGCUGUGUGAGGUCCUGUGUCAGUAAGACACGGGUGGGGAAUGUCAGGAGAACUCGUCACUUCCCCCAAGUUUGGAGAUUGUUGUGUGAAAUUCACAACUGUUGCUUACUGAUGGCACACCUAGACAGGCAUUUUCAUAGACAGUCCUUGAUCGUUUUUCAAGAUGUUCCUGUAAGAGUUAACCUGUUUAGAAUUGCAAUUUCAUCUUGUUGGAAUCAGCAAGAAAAUGUUUUAUGUUUCAAAAUGUUUCUACUGACAAAAGUAGCAUGGCAAAGAAAAACUGGUGUUCCCUGUGUAAGUGGACCAGUUUCUCCUGAGUGCUCAACUGUUUUGAAAUGUGAAUUCAUGAAGAAAGAUUAGUUAGGCUGAAAGGAUCAGUCCCUGUCCCUGGCUGUGUGUGCAUUCAGAAAUAACUGUCAGCUCGAUAGUCCUCUUUGAACUCCUUUUGUGAUAUUGUCAAGGAAUCCACUCUUUGCUGUUCUUUUGAAUCCCUGAAAUGGUAGGAAGGAUGGGAAAAGCAACGGAAAGAUAAGCAGUGACUGGCGGGCUCUCCGAAGCAAAGACAGAAGCAGUCCUGUAACAUGGAGGCAGCGUAUUGGCAUGCUAGCCUUCAUCUUCAUGCAGCACAGCAGAUGUGUACUAAAGUGAUGGCUUUGCUCUGGGAAAAAAAAAAACCCAAAGAAUAAUAGCUAGAACACAAAGCUGACAAUUGGCACGAAAAUUCAACAUCAAAUUAUGAGCUCUAGUUUUUUAAAUCUUUCAAAUUUGUAAGACCUUUAGAAAAAACUGUAUUUGAGGGCUCAAACUAGAAAUUAGGUUAAAAUACCAUUUUAUCUUGUAAGCUAUUGGGCAUUAUACAACAAAUAAUCUAGGAUUUAUUUGGCAUUAAUAAUUUAGGUAUCAUAUUAUCUGAAUACUAUCCUCUAUUAUGUAACAUAAUAUACUGUUGGGUUAGUAUCAAUUUCUCAAACUCCCAGGCUGCUAUAAUGCAUGUCUGACCUAAUUUCUAUCUCACUUGGAGGGGAAAAGAUACAUAGACAGAAAUGUUGCAUUAAGGAUGGUACGUUCCCAAUGGACUUUACCCUAGCAAUUUUAAGACAGGCCACAUUUAAAUUAAUUUGUGAGAGCUAUCUACAUACCUUUCUACACAGUAGAAAAAACGACUGAUCCUAUAGUGCAAUGUGUGAUAGGGUUCUAGCUGUUUAGGAGGCCAUUUAUAGACACUAAUGUAUGUGUUAAUAUGGUGUCCUGUGUUUUUUAUUGCAAAGUUGUAGAGCAAAAAUGUCCACAGACCUGUUACUUAACAACAGUUCAUGCUAGAGCUGCAGUUAAGCAAAAUCGGUUGCUCCCUGGUAGAUCCUUGACCUUACAACCUGACAUUCAGAGCUUCUGUGUGUGGGCUUGAUCUAAGAAACAUUAUUUAACACUGUUGAACUAGAUUCUGCCUGUAGUUUGCAUAUGUGCUUGUUAGGAUUUGUGUAUGUGUGUCGGGGCGGGGGCGGGGGGAGAGAGAGACCUGCCAAUUUCUAUAUACUCAAUGUUUCAGCUUUUUCUGGAAUUUACCUGCAAUGCUAAAAACCUAUCUACCCAUGUGACACAAACAACCAGGGCUGAGAGUCACACAUCAGUGGCAAGCACAGAAGUUACAGCUGAAAGGAGCCUCUAGUGCUUCAUCUUGUAGAUGAGCUCACUGUGGAGGAGGGGGUGGGAGUGGAGAGGAGUGUACAGUUGGUAACUCUGUGGCUAGAGGAUAAGACCUGUGUACUGCUGUGCCCUGUUACCCCUCCCUUGCAUGCCACCUUCUCUGUCAGGCUAUGAUUCUUUACAGGGUCUAUGAAUACUCUUUGCUAUGUCAGCUCUCGCUUUAAGGGUUGUUUCAGAGAUUAAUUUCUUUUUAGGUAUCGUCCUCUCUGGGAAGAAAAGAAGGGUUGAUUUAGUGAUGAACACAGCUAUUGAAAGAAAGCUUCCAAACUGUAUGGUUUGAAUAUGUAGACGUGUGAAACAUUGUCCAGGACCCUUUCCCCCAUAUAUCAAGGACAAUGAGUGUUGUGUAAAUAGUAACUUAUAAGAAGCAUGAAUUUCCUCUUUAUUAAUGAUCUUGACAUAAGCAAGAGAAUGCUUACCAUGCUGAGUGGAGCCAAGUGUGCCGCCUCAUAUGCUGUCUCUAGAAAAUUUUUGUAUAAUGCCCUGGGACAUAAAUUGUGAUGACGUAGGCAAACUGGCUCUGAGUUUCAAUUUAAGGUAUUUUCUUUAAAUAUAUAACUCAAUCUCACCCCCUGCAUGACCGCAGAGUGGGCCUGGUGGAGUGUCAUCUGUGUGUUGGUUCAGUUCUUGGAAUUUCCUAGGUCAGUGCUGUUGGAUAAGUGGAAACCAGUCUGUAAUCUGUGCUGUCCAGUCGAAUGGCUACUAGUCACAUGGUUGUUGGGCAAUUAAGUGGGGGAACGACUGCAGAAGUGGCAUUUAAAUGGUAUUUAAUUUUAAGUAAUUUAAAGUUCAACAUUCCCAUGUGGCUUGUGGCUACCACAUUGGUCAUAAUGACAUCAAGAGGUUCACAAAGUAACAAGGCCAAGAGAGUUUGCAGGCUAGUAACAGUUUCCCAAAGAAGAUUCCUUUCUAGGCUUAAAGAAGUUUAUGAGCUUGGGGGUGGGAGGUGAUAAUAAAAUCUCAUCCAUUGUCCUUUGGGGUUAUUAUUUAGAUACUUUGGACAAAGGUAUGAACAGUAAAAUUUAGAGAGAGCUUUAUUAAGCCCCUCUUCUGGGGCCAUUAACUGCAUGUGAAUCUGUUGUCCAAAGCUCAUAGCUAGGUAGUAGCUGUAAAAUUUUGACUUGCAAGCUGUGCAUGACCUGUGCUGUGAAACUGUGUUUAGGGUCUUGUGGCCAAAAAGAGUCAAUGUUACAGAAAAUCAAAUAAAUAAGAGUCUGAUGAAAUCCCCGCUCACUUCUGAUCUCUUUCCCGACCUCAUCACUGUAUCAGUGAGGUGAGAAAUCCAAGAGUACGCUGCUUCCUGGUGUUCGGAGUGCUUGUGUUUGCCCUUGAAGUCAGCCAGCUUGUCAUUGUAUUUGGUGUGGACAUAUGUGGGUGUAAUUUUCUGGAUGCCAAGCUAAAACAGAGGCACUAUUUUUAGAGUGAGAUGUGACAUUGUUUUAGUGUCUCUCUUUUUAAGUUUAGUUAUCAUUAAAGGUUUGAAACUUUGCACAAAGGCACUUUUACAUUUUUCAUAGUUAAAAAAAAAAACAAAACAUGGCCCAGUAGAAUUUAGAAAAUGAAAGGUUAUUGCAACUACUCUAUAGAAUUACUUUUCAGUAAGUAAAGGGAAGCAGAAAAUUCAGCUUGAGAUUCAUUUUUUUAUAUAAAGAUCAGACUGUUGCUGAUAGUCUGGCAUUUAGUCAUGCUUAGAUUUGGGUUUAAAGUGCUCCUGUUCCUUCAUCUGAAAAUCUCUGCUGUGUCAAAAUUGCUUAGCCUGCCUCUCCAUUGCUCUCAGUGUAAUAGCAACCAAGCAUGUUUGCUUUAAUGGAGCAGAAUUGGGCUGGGUUUCCAGUUCUGCAGCGUUCAGGAGGAAAGACUACUCCUUGGGGCCUGUCUUUAACUUGUAUCUGUAUGUUGGCCAAAUGUUAUUUUCUUAUGUCUUUUAGUUAGGAGGGCAAAAGUUAUUCAUAUGCUAUGGGUUAUACCCACAUGACUGCAGCUCCUCUUUCCUAGAAGAAUGAUGCUAUGGACCAGGCAGCAUUUUAUAACCACACCAGAAGUUGACCAACUCUCACCGGCGACCUAGAUGGAAAAGUUGCUUUUUGACAUUUCCACCAUACUCAGUAAAACAUCUCCUGCAAGAUAACCCUUACCCAAACAGAAACUCUAGGCAACACUCAAGAUAAUUUACUCAUGGUGUCUAUUUGAAGGAGACAGUUGUUGGAUCUUUUUCAACCUGAAACUCUUGAAAAAUAAGUGGAAAUUCAAGCCAUUUUUUUUCUGACACAAUUGACUUACUACACUAUACUACACACACACACACACACACACACACACACACUUUAGCUGUAAUUGGAGAUAAAUUAAAGUAGAAAAGAUUAUCAACACUAUUUUUCUUCAUUCAUGGAUCACAAAAUGUGGAAUUUAUAUGUUAAUUUUUAAGCAGCUGCUAUGAUCUCCAUAUACUGUGUCAAACCAACUACCUUGGGGAAUGUCUUAAACUCUUAAGACUCAUCUCCAUAUGUAAAGAGGUGGGUAAUCCUAUACAACACCAUCUCCAUAUGUAAAGAGGUGGGUAAUCCUAUACAACAACAUCAUCUCCAUAUGUAAAGAAGUGGGUAAUCCUACAUAACAUCAUUGGAAAGCCAAUGAUUGCUGAGGCACUGAGCAGAUGGUACAUUUAAUUUCUGACUUCUGAAUAGCUUUUCUUUUUUUCUUUUUUGGUUCCUGUUAUGUGUCAAGAUUGUAAACCACUAUCCUCAAACUCCUCCAAUGUGACUCAGUUUCUCUGCACACUUCCUUACCUAGGUUGUUCUGGUCAAUGGUCUUUUGAUUUUUCCCUAUUCACUGCCUGGGGUAUCCACAUGUGUGGAUCGCAUGCUGUAGCGGUGCUUGAAAAAUGCUCAUUUCAUUAUCUGGAUUUUAAUGUAAGAAAGGUUUUUUUAAUACUAUUCAUAUUAUGUUUUUAGGGACAAUCAGCCAUUAGAACAAAAAUACUGAGGGGCCGCCUGAGAGUCUCAACAGCGAGGUUUUUCUCAAUCUUUACAGAAUCAUAGCCUGUAUCUUUCCCUGUUUUCCCGGAUCACUGUUCCGAAUGCAUCACUAGAUGGAGGGCUGUAGCCCACAGGACAGUCUCCUGUAAUCUUCCUGCCCAAUGAGUUACUGCGUUAUUCUAACAGGAGCUUUCCAAUGGGACUAGUCGAUCUUUAAUUAGACAUUUACUUUUUGAUAAUCCAGUAUGGUUGGGUGUGUUGGUGGCAAGGAAGUGUGGUGUAGAAAGAGAAACAGAUGUGCCAAGUAUGUCCUUCAGGGGACAAACGGAUAUCUAUGUGGUCUCCGCACAGGGAGAGAAGGCUGGGGUGGUUGUCUCCUACUGGGCUGGCUAACUGGGCUCAAAACCAACCCACUGCCAAGGAGCCCUGCCUGAGGGAAAAGUGGAAACAAAUUCCUGGGCUCUGAACAGAUGGGACGAUAUGCCUGGAAAAGGAGAAACUAUUUUUAAAAAGAGAGGGAAAUCUGUGAUGAGAUUAUGGCUUCAAAAGAAGACCCGGCACUAUAUGUCAGCCAUGGGAGAAGCCAGUUGAAGGCAGUAACAUGUGAUCUGGGCUGACUUCAUCAAGCCCGCUCAUUCCAUCAUGGACCACCCAAUUCAGUUCAGCAUGCUCAAGUUGAAGACACAAAGGGAAAGCGCUUGGCCGAGGGGGAAGUUCCCAAGGAGUUCUUAUCUUUCCUGCCAUCCUCUCUGAUGUUCUUGGGUUAUCAAGGCUGUAGAAAAUUCCAGGGCCUGCUGUGGAGUUGGCAUAGAGUCGGUCAUACCAAGUGAACCCUCUUUGCUGUGGAAAACUCAUAAUGCAAUGAGUCUACUGUGACUUGAGUGCUACUGUGGGAAAAAUAAGCUGAAGAAUAUUAUGGUUGUAUUCUGGCUGCUGCCAUUUAUUAUAUGCCUGUAUUUCACCACUUGUUUGUGUGUCCUCAUUUGAUGGUUAUGGUGUGGAAAUUGCUUUCAGCUUGGGAAAUUGGCCACAAACUCCCAACAGAAGACAUACAUAAUCACCCUCUUGCUUCCUUCCAUUCUUCAAGCUCCACACAUGGGCUUCCUAGUCUAGGAUAAGUGCAGUCAAAGGGUGAGGUCAGUGCUGCUCCGAGGCUGUAAGUUUCAGUUCCUGACAUGUUUCAUUUAUAAUCAUGGAGACUAUUUAUUUGGGGAGCUUUUCUUUUAAAGGGCCAAAUUGCCCUACAGAUAAAUGAGCUGCAGGGCAGUGUAGAAAUUCUUGUCCAAAUGUUGCCAAAUACUGACUUCAUAAUGGGAUCUCAAGCUGCUGUUUAUUCAUCUGAAUGUCUAAAAGCAUCCCUGCUUGCUCUCUCUGUUAUAGAUGGUGUCUUAGCCAGUCUGAGUUUUUUCAAUGAACUGAUUUUAAUAUAUGGUAUUUUUGUAUACCAAACUGGUGUCUUGUCCUUUGUAUAUGUGCUAAUGUUCAUUUUAUGACUACUGUUAAAACACAUUUGCUAUGAUUAAAAUUCAAAAUGAUUUCAAGUAGA